GGAGUACUUCAACUUGGAAACGGACCGCAGUGGUGGAUGGGCACACUUGGGUCUGUCGAAUCCAUUGCAAUAUCUCCGAAUGGCCGCAUCCUCGCAAGCGCAUCGCGGGACAAGACAGCACGAUUAUGGAACCUCGACCGGCCCAUCGGUUCACCCCUCCACCAUGCGAAUUCCGUGCUUUCUGUGUCUUUUUCGGCAAAUGGAAAGGUACUAGCCACCAGCUGCAUGGACAGCAAUGCGUAUACAUGGGACCUUUCUGCGAUAAUAAAAGAGGCUGGUCUCAACGAACUUUUGUUGAGUCAGCCCGACAACUUGAAGUUGGUUCCCACCGCUGAUGCUACACGACGUCCAGUCCGUCAGCCGAUCAUCGUCCCCCAGCGCCAGGUACCUCAAGGUUUUUUUGACGACUUACCAAAUCGCGCUCAUUUUCUGCACAUUACCGCCUCCACCCUCGAUCAUGGGCAUCGCAUGUCACCAUACUUCGUGGCCGAUUUUCCUCUUUAUUCCGCCCUAUACACCCCGAUGUCCACGAUGCGUCAUCCGCACCCCACCCUUUUCACUGGGUUCGAAAUCGUGGAAGACCAAAGGAUGAAGAUAACGAGCUACGCGAGCAUCCCUCAGCAGUCGUCGACGUUCCGUAUGCCAAGGGCAAACGUGUAUGUCAUCGUCCUUCUCGAAUAUUCAAACCCCAUCUCAUACCACACAGAUGAAUGCAUCAGCAAGAGAAAGACGGAUGAAAAUAAUUCCAUUGAAACUAGGAACCCUGCUGCAAGCACCUCGCGCCCUCCCAAUAGCAACGCCGCGCAAUCCAGCGGCACGGCUCAGCCUCAGUCAUCUUCGCAACCACAGGCUGCUGUCUCACGUCAUCCAUCACACCUCCCGCUGUCGCUAACACAACUCCAAGCACCGAUCCUCAUAUCAUAAUCAAACACGCCGGGCGCUGGACCCGUUUUUGGGUCUCUAUAUGUUGUGCCUCCUCUGAGUAUAUCGACGGUCAUAAUUGAUCUACCCGGUCUAUUUUCCUGUCUGUUACAAAGAUCUCCUUUGUCCUUUGAAAUUCUAUGACAUUCGAUACAACGCUGUUUCUUAUAAUAUCAUAAACCCGUACAUUAAACCAUUGUCGACUGAUAUAUUGCAUUGUAUCGCGCAAACCGUACUCACUUUCAGACUUGAACAAUCUUUAGAUGAUUUGAA
Messenger RNA from Suillus discolor, 1194 nucleotides. RefSeq lists its product as uncharacterized. The transcript has 3 exons. Lineage: Eukaryota; Fungi; Basidiomycota; Agaricomycetes; Boletales; Suillaceae. The coding region runs from base 37 to 924 and encodes 295 amino acids. The record is from RefSeq and is a predicted model, not a curated record. Gene Ontology annotation, molecular function: protein binding.